Raphanus sativus (radish) is the source of this 782-nucleotide messenger RNA. RefSeq names its product ferredoxin-1, chloroplastic. The record is from RefSeq and is a predicted model, not a curated record. The coding region runs from base 102 to 548 and encodes 148 amino acids. Gene Ontology annotation, biological process: electron transport chain. Lineage: Eukaryota; Viridiplantae; Streptophyta; Magnoliopsida; Brassicales; Brassicaceae. The transcript has a single exon. Gene Ontology annotation, molecular function: electron transfer activity; 2 iron, 2 sulfur cluster binding. Gene Ontology annotation, cellular component: chloroplast.
CAAAGCUCACCUCUCUAUAAAUCCUUUCUCCCUAUAACACUUUAAGGCCAUUUAAGCCCACUCUCACAAAUCAGAACAAGAAGGAUAUCUUUCUUCCAAGAAUGGCUUCCACCGCUCUCUCCAGCGCCAUAGUAAACACCUCCUUCCUCCGACGCCAACAGACACCAACCAGCCUCAGGUCCCUCCCUGUGGCCAGCACACAAUCCCUCUUCUGCCUCAAAUCCUCCACAGCACGCGGCGGCCGCGUCACAUGCAUGGCUACCUACAAGGUAAAGUUCAUCACACCGGAGGGAGAGCAAGAAGUGGAGUGCGAAGACGACGUCUACGUCCUCGACGCAGCGGAGGAAGCUGGUAUCGAUCUGCCCUACUCAUGCCGUGCUGGAUCUUGCUCGAGCUGCGCCGGGAAAGUCGUCUCUGGCUCCAUUGACCAAACGGACCAGAGCUUCUUAGACGACGAACAGAUGAGCGAAGGGUAUGUCCUCACCUGUGUGGCUUACCCAACUUCUGAUGUCGUCAUUGAAACCCACAAAGAAGAAGCCAUUGUUUAAACUUAAAAUUCUAAACUUAUCUUCAAGCAUCAUCAUCGACGGAGUAUAAUAAAAUGAGAAGAAGCGUGAUAUACAAGUCAUCUUUCUCUCUUUGUUGUUACUUUGCUAAUUUGGCUUAACCUUUGUAUUAAGAUCAAUUAAUCGCAAUUUCAGUAUAAUUUAUUUUGGCUGUUUUGUAUUAUAUCAUCAUAUCCUAUGAAAAAAUAAGAGAAUUUGCUGAUGGCGUAUAAACUU